Messenger RNA from Gordionus sp. m RMFG-2023, 1770 nucleotides. Its product is annotated as actin-3. Bases 173 to 1303 code for a protein of 376 amino acids. The record is from RefSeq and is a predicted model, not a curated record. Lineage: Eukaryota; Metazoa; Nematomorpha; Gordioida; Chordodea; Parachordodidae. The transcript has 6 exons.
UUUUAAAUUAAAAUUAUUAUAUCGAUAAUUUUUUUUUGCUAAUUUAACUUUUUACACACAAGUAUAAUAUUUUUGUUUAAACUUUUUUUAAUACAUCACAAAUUUUUAUAUUUCUUCUUUGUCAUAAAAAUUAUAUUCUUAUAAAAAAAAAAAAAAUUCUUAAUCUAUCAAAAUGUGCGACGAUGAUAUAGCAGCAUUAGUUGUCGAUAAUGGAUCUGGUAUGUGCAAAGCCGGAUUUGCCGGAGACGAUGCUCCAAGAGCAGUAUUCCCAUCCAUAGUUGGUAGACCGAGGCAUCAAGGUGUGAUGGUUGGUAUGGGUCAAAAAGACAGCUACGUAGGCGAUGAAGCUCAAAGCAAGAGAGGUAUCCUAACCCUGAAAUACCCAAUAGAACAUGGCAUCGUUACCAAUUGGGAUGAUAUGGAAAAAAUUUGGCAUCACACUUUCUACAACGAAUUGAGGGUUGCCCCAGAAGAACACCCAGUUCUUUUGACCGAAGCUCCACUCAACCCCAAAGCUAACAGAGAAAAAAUGACACAAAUCAUGUUUGAAACUUUCAACGUACCUGCAAUGUAUGUUGCCAUUCAAGCCGUGUUAUCCUUAUAUGCUUCAGGUAGAACUACAGGUAUAGUACUUGACUCUGGAGACGGUGUCAGCCACACCGUGCCUAUUUAUGAAGGUUAUGCUUUACCUCAUGCCAUCCUCCGUCUCGAUUUGGCCGGAAGAGAUUUAACCGAUUAUUUAAUGAAAAUCUUGACAGAACGUGGUUACUCCUUCGUUACCACGGCUGAAAGAGAAAUCGUCAGGGAUAUCAAGGAAAAGUUGUGCUAUGUUGCCUUGGACUUCGAACAAGAAAUGGCUACCGCUGCAUCCUCUUCCUCUUUGGAAAAGAGCUACGAAUUGCCUGAUGGUCAAGUCAUCACUAUUGGAAACGAAAGAUUCAGAUGCCCUGAAGCUCUCUUCCAACCAUCAUUUUUGGGUAUGGAAUCUAGCGGUAUCCACGAAACCACUUACAACUCCAUCAUGAAAUGCGACGUUGAUAUCAGAAAGGACUUGUAUGCUAACACCGUAUUGUCCGGCGGUACCACCAUGUACCCGGGUAUAGCUGACAGAAUGCAAAAGGAAAUAACUGCUUUGGCUCCUAGCACAAUGAAAAUCAAGAUUAUAGCGCCACCCGAACGUAAAUACUCGGUUUGGAUUGGUGGUUCUAUCUUGGCUUCUCUUUCAACCUUCCAACAGAUGUGGAUCAGCAAACAAGAAUAUGACGAAUCUGGACCCAGCAUCGUUCAUCGUAAAUGCUUCUAAGCUAUCCUUUACUAGGGUUUUUUUUCUUUUCUUUAUGAUCUUCAUUAUAUUGAUUUCCUCAAAAUAUCAAUCCAAUCCCUAUUUAUUUUCUCGUAUUUUUAGAUUAUUUUUUUUUAAAUCUUACAAAAAACCAUACGGCUAAUAAAUAAUUAUUUGUUAAUGUAAAUGACAUUUUCACACAAUUUUAUACACAUUAUAAUAUUAUAUGACAACAUAUAUUUUUAAGUAUAAUUUAUGUUUCAAUGAUUAUUUUAAGGUUACACAUAUAUAAUAAAUGCUAAAACUUUUUUAAAAUUGAUUUCUAUUUAUCUUUUUAAUACAAUUUUUGGAAAUUGGAUUAAUUUAUAUAUAUACUUAGAACUAUUUUUUUUUUGAAAAGAAAAUUUAUACGAUUAAAAAUUUGUUUUUUUUAACUGCCAUUUCUAAUUAAUAUGAGCUGUUGCAAUAAUAAAAAGUAUUUCAAUAAA